AGAUGGUUAAAAAAAUAACGAGUGGAGGAUAAAGAUAAACAAUUGGGUUAAUUUUAAAUAGAAAAGAGGUAGAAGAAUAAAAAUGGGAAUGUUUGAAGCUGUACUAAGGAAAUAAUCAUCAGAGAGAUUUAUGA
Paramecium sonneborni is the source of this 134-nucleotide messenger RNA. Lineage: Eukaryota; Ciliophora; Oligohymenophorea; Peniculida; Parameciidae. The record is from the annotation of a GenBank genome assembly.